Daphnia pulex (common water flea) is the source of this 3182-nucleotide messenger RNA. Its product is annotated as cell growth-regulating nucleolar protein-like. Gene Ontology annotation, molecular function: DNA binding. Gene Ontology annotation, biological process: negative regulation of transcription by RNA polymerase II; rRNA processing. The transcript is spliced from 8 exons. The record is from RefSeq and is a predicted model, not a curated record. The coding region runs from base 69 to 1586 and encodes 505 amino acids. Gene Ontology annotation, cellular component: nucleolus. Lineage: Eukaryota; Metazoa; Arthropoda; Branchiopoda; Diplostraca; Daphniidae.
GUUAGUCUGCUAUGUUAUUUCUGUAGAGUACACAACCACGUGAAUUAUUUGGUCACAAGCAAGCUACGAUGGUUUCUUUAAGUUUUGAUAAGUGUGAGUCGCCUUUAAUAAAAAAGGAAAUGGAAAAUACUUUGACUAAGAAAAAAUUAGCCCAACCUAAUUUGAAUAAAAGGCGAGCAUGGACGUCGAUCGUUGAAAAUGCGGUUAAAUCUGUAGAUAGUAACGAGGAAUUGAAGACUUCACUCCAUAGAAUUGGCCAAGCUGAAAAAAUCCCCAUUAAAUGGAAUAGAAUGAAAAAAUCUGAAUUCUUGACAUUUUUGGACAACAUCAGUGGUUAUCAAGUAAACCCAAAGAUCGAUGAACAAUCAUGGGAACUCGUGUCUAAAGCUUUGGAAGAACAGCGUAAUAAUAGAGCUAAGAAUGACAAGAACCACAUUGAAGUAACCAAGAGUGUAGUUGCAGUUGGAAAUGAAAACAAAAGAAAAAGUGAUGACAAGUUAGUUGGUGGAAAUAAGAAAAUUAAAAUUGAGACAGAAGUAAGGGAACCACAAAAAAAGGAAAAAGGUACAUUUGAAGAAAACGAAAAGGCAAAAAAGUUAAAAAUCAAGCUGAAUAAAUCCAGAAAUGAAAAAAUUAGAAAAAUGGAAAAAGCACAGUGGCAGAAAAUUAUUCAAAGUAUGAUACCAGAAGCAGGAAACAAUGAUGAAUUAGUACAGAACCUUCAGAGAGUAAGCAAUGCUAGCAAUUUUCCACAGAAAACAAAAUGGGGUUUAUUAAAUAGAAAAUAUUUCAUGUCUUUUUUGAUGAACAUGCCUGGUUACACUAUGAACCCAACAAUAACUGAUCAACUUUGGACUAUGGUUUCAAAAGCCUUGAAAAAAAUUCAAGAAAAAAAUCAUGGUGGAACAUCAGUUGAGUCAAAUAAGGUCCCUAAAAUAUUUAGCAGAAAGGAAGCCUGGGCUGCUUUGUUGAAAAACAUCAUUAUGGAAAACACAGAUAGUGAUCUGACAAGUAAUCUUGAGCGAAUAAGCAACGCCGAAAAGUUCCCAAAAGAUCCGAAUAAACUUAACCAGAAGAAAUUUAUGAAUUUUUUGAACUGCCUUCCUUCUUAUCCAACAAAUCUUGCAAAAGAUGAGAAAUUGUGGAAUUUGUUUUCAAAGGCUUUAAAAGAGCGAAAGGAAAGCAACGCUCUGAAUACUAACGCGAUCAAAGAUGAAGAUAACGGAACCCAAGGAGAUAUUCCAAAUGAAAAUAGAAGCAAGAAGAAAAGGAAGCAACAAACUGAAGAAAGCAAGUCUCAGGUUAAAGGAUCAACUAAUCAAGCUGACGAUAAACUGAAUCCUCCCGAACAAUCCAUCAAAGUGAAAUGGUGCACGAUUGGAAAGAAAAUUUUGCGCGCCCAAAAUGACAACGAGCUACCCUUGAAGAAGUUUCAGAAAAAGAUUGUCGCAGAAUAUUUAAAACAAACUGGCGGCAAUAGUGAUAAUGAAUCUGUUGAAGCCUUGUGGUCCAAGUGCCAAAAGAAACUGUCUAAAAAUUCAAAAUUUCAGAUUGUUGAUGACAAAAUCAAAAUGAUUUCACGAUGAUGACGUCUGCCUGUAAUGACGAGACCGAUGAAUCCAUUAAACGAUCCAUUUCCUUGUUAGCAACAUAUUUGCCCUUUCCAACAGGUGGUUAAUCUACUCCGGUUCCCUUGCGUGGACGAUUUUCGAAAGAAGGUAUGAGCCCAAUUUAAAUUCUUAGUAGCAAUUAAAAAUCUUAGUACAACUACGUAAAGUUUACUCGCUUUGCAGCACCGUAGAUGCUUUUCAAUAUUAUUUAGCCGACAAACGAAGGAAAAAGUUCUCGUAGGGAAGCCCAGAUUAUUAAAUACGAUUAUUAUUACGCCUUCGCCCCGUCUUAAACCGAUGAAUUUAUUUCUUUCUUUUAAAGAAAUGUCGCAGUCUACAAGGAUUACGUGGCUGAUUUACAAAGCUCUGAUUGGCUAGUUUGGUCUGUCGUAUUUUGUGUUUACUUAGCCCUGUUGCACUUGAUUAUUGUGUGUUAGUCCCCACAGCUGUUUAUUGAAACGUGGAGCCACCAGAUCGCAGCAGAAAAAUAAGGGGGGAUCUACGUGGCGUUUGGUGAGGUGGCCGUUCGUGAUAGGUCGAGUAUUUUUUCCGAGCUACGGGACUUGAACGAGAGUUGGUGGGAUGAAAUGGAACGGACGAUAAGCUGCCGCCGGGACGAACAAGCGGAGAGAGGGAGAAAACAAAUCAAGUUUUAUAAGAACAAGUGAUUCUCUGAUAAACUGAAGGGAGAACCAGUAAGGGCGAACAACCGAAAAGAAAGGCAAUGGGAAGAAGAAAAUAGUUAUAUAGCAAGUUCUUGUGGGUUGGAAGAAGGGAGAGAGAAGCUAGAGGUUCUGUCCUAACGGUACAUUUCAGCUGUUAGCUGGCGGCAGUGAAGCUUUCGUGCCGAGAUAGGGUAUAACGUAUACUAUACACAAGGGCAGAAACGGUGACACGGGAGGAAAGCCGAGAAAACUUAGUCUUAUCUCAACAGGGCAGACAUUUUUGUUGUUGUGUUCACUCCCUUGUUGGUUGUUUGUCUCUCUCUCUCUCUGCCGAGUGUGUGGCAGCGUUUGGAAUCGACGGGUUUAGGUUAGCACAGUUGCGGUUCUACACAGUCUGACGGCCGCAGUGCCAGGAGAGAAGGAGACGGGCCCCACACACACACACAACACUCGACAGGAGAAAAGAAUAACAAGUGUCUUAUUUUGCUAUCCCGGCAGAUCGACACGUCCCACAAACUCACGCAGUAGGAGCUGCAACUUUGACGCGACGCUCGAUCAAUAUAUUAUAUAGUGAGAGCAAGUUUGCUUCGUGCCUGCGCCACACACUGCAACAAGCGAGAGGCACAAGAGAUCUGCUCGCCGCAAUCAUGUCGGAUCCCACCACAGCUGAGGAAGCGGCGGCCAAAGCCGCUCUCGACAGUGCCCAAUCGAGUUUCUUCCUUUCGUCCAAAUUGAUUUUCCUGCUGGCUCUGAUGGUUCCGGUCGCCCUGUUAGGACUAUUUGCCCGGAAAUUGUUGAUGUCCGAGAAGGAGAAGGAAAUUCGACGGAUGGAGAAGAAGAAAGCCAAAGAGCAACGAAAGAAGAAAUGAAUAAUCCCCAUCAGGAGCAACUGACGAGAGAACACGAA